Molecule: messenger RNA, 1700 nt
Organism: Carassius gibelio (silver crucian carp)
Lineage: Eukaryota; Metazoa; Chordata; Actinopteri; Cypriniformes; Cyprinidae
Product: secreted frizzled-related protein 5-like
Exons: 3
Coding region: 268-1197 (309 amino acids)
Biological process (GO): non-canonical Wnt signaling pathway; canonical Wnt signaling pathway; negative regulation of canonical Wnt signaling pathway
Molecular function (GO): Wnt-protein binding
Source: RefSeq, a predicted model, not a curated record
AGCUCAUAGGGCCCUGAGUCCACUGGCUUUUAUACACUAUGUGCACUUGAGUCAAACUAGAGAAGAGCUGGGCUCUGAGAUCUGCCACUACUGCCUGCUACCAGGAGUUUGCAUUAAACUGCAGGACAACCAGACUCGAGAACGAGGGAAAACCCAACACUUUUUGUCCUUUUUGUUUUUAAACACACACACAAAAAAGGAUUAAAAUUCAUCUUUUGAACCACUUCCCCCAAUUCCUCUUCUGAAUUACACCAGGACUUUAAAAGCAUGGCAGAGCAGAAGAGGCAGGUGUCUCUGACCCAGGCUGUGACCCUGACGCUGGUUCUGCUCACCUCAGCAGCUUCGGCAGAGGAGUACGACUACUACAGCUGGCAGGACAAUUACCCCAAUGGCCGCUUCUAUGCCAAGCAGCCACAAUGUGUGGAUAUUCCAGCCGACCUGCGGCUCUGCUACAACGUGGGCUACAAAAAGAUGCGUCUGCCAAACCUGCUUGACCACGAGACCAUGCCUGAGGUCAAGCAUCAGGCAGGCAGCUGGGUGCCCCUCCUGGCAAAGCGAUGCCAUGCUGACACCCAGGUGUUCCUCUGCUCACUUUUUGCUCCAGUGUGCCUGGACCGGCCCAUCUACCCCUGCCGCUCUCUGUGCGAGGCGGUGCGGGACAGCUGCGCUCCAGUCAUGGAGACCUAUGGCUUUCCCUGGCCAGAGAUGCUACAGUGCGAGAAGUUUCCCAUCGACAAUGAUCUGUGCAUUCCUAUGCAGUUCUCUGUGGGUCAUUCCACUCAGACUCCAGUUUCAAAAGUGUGUCCACCCUGUGACAAUGAGUUAAAAGCCGACCCCAUAAUGGAGCACUACUGCGCCAGUGAUUUUGCACUCAAGAUGAAAAUUAAAGAGGUGAAAAAGGAAAAAGGUGACCGCAAGCUCAUCGCAGCACAAAAGAAGAAGAAGGUUCUGAAGAUGGGAAUACUGAGGAAGAAAGACUUGAAGAAGCUCACUCUAUACAUCAAGAAUGGAGCAAACUGUCCCUGCUCGCAACUGGACAAUCUUGGGAGCAGCUUCCUCAUCAUGGGCCGCAAGGUGGACCAGCAGUUACUGCUCAUGUCCAUCCACAAGUGGGACAAAAAGAGCAAGGAACUCAAGUUUGCCAUUAAAUACAUGAAGUCUCAUCAAUGUCCCACUUAUCACACGGUCUUCCAGUGACCAAUGACUCUUUUGUCUAUAGCAGGCCCUGCGUCUUCCAAUAAAUCUCUCAGAGACCACAUCCAUGCCUAAUUCCUACAGUUAGAACAGAUGUAUUUCAUUAAUCAAGAAAUGGCUUUUGGAAACUGUUUAGGACUUAAUUCAUCAUCAAGUACAGCUACAAUUUGUUGGCAAGUGUAUCUACAUCAGAUUUAUUGUUUAUGAAGCAAUCAGCACAUUUAUGAUGCUCAAGCAUGUUUUAGUGAAAUGUUCCUGGUUUCCUCAUUCAGAGCACAAGAGACUUUUCGGAGAACCCUUUCAAUCAAUGUGAGAAAAAGAAAAUUGUGGACAAGAGCUUUAAAGAGUGCACCAGCUUAAUGAGCACAUCUUUGAUUUAGAUGGCCAGAUUCCACUAAAACAAACAACAACAAAAAAAAUAUCGCCAACUGUUUUUUUUUUUUAUUUGUAAUUUUUAUUUGUAUCUUUUAUUUUGUAGAUAAGGAAUAAAAAUGUUUUAUUAUAUA